AUGUCUGACACUACGAUGCUUGAUGCUAUCAUCCCACAAUUGGUUACGGUCGAGCAGGGCAUCGAAGAGAUCGCUGGCGAACGCAUCUUACCUUUCAUCGUCGAGACUAUCUUGUACAGGCUCUCCAGGAAGGAUCCUCAGCGCGCACCCAGUGGAUAUGCCAUCUCCAUUGGGUUGUACGUCUUGUGUACAGUAUGUUGGGCCCUGAACCUGUCCAUCAUAUUAUCCGAUCUCUCUCGGUUCUAUCCCAGCCACGUACUUCCGGCUACUAAAACGACACCACCUGCCUAUGAGAAGGGUGCGACCUUAUUUGCGCGCGAGGUUUGUGUCGGAGUUGUGUUUGUACACUCCGAUGUAGUCGCGCUUUGGAGAGCAUAUGUCAUCACUGGCAGCCGUCGAUGGGUGGGAGUUGUUUUCGCAGGCUUCUACAUUCUAUCGGCAGCUCUUUACGUCUUUGUUGGUGUAUUGCAUUCCGCUACACUUCUUAGCCACCCGCCUGCGUCGGUGGUUAGCUUUUACUCAAAACAUAUGAUGGCGUACGUGGCUCUGGAAGCCUUGGCGUACUCAGCAACCGCCGGCGCUCAUGUCACGAGUACUGUAUUAAUAGCCCGGAAAGCAUGGAUACAUAGGAAAAGAUUGCAUAUCCUGCUUACACGGGCAUCUAAUAACCGCGCCAGCAACGCCAGCUAUUCUAGGUCUAUAGAAAUACUCUACAUCGUGAUAGAAUCGGGCGUCUUGUACACCUUGCUUUGGAUCAUAUAUGUGUUCUCCGGUUCGUUCAGUGAAGACGGGAAGAGUUGGAGAAGCUCCUGGAUGUACCAGAUCUCGGGAAUGUAUCCGACGCUCGUGGUCGUCGUCGUGCUUUUGCGCGACUCAUUCCUCGAGCAGAGUUCUAUCGAGAUGGAGCGGUCUACGCGCGUCUCCAUCCUCCCCGCUGUCGAGGACAUGGCUCGCAUUGAUCUGCGAACUGAAUCGGACUCUCAUCUUGGCAUGGUGCAACCGCCCCAACUCGCACAUUACUGA
Messenger RNA from Peniophora sp. CBMAI 1063, 1023 nucleotides. Lineage: Eukaryota; Fungi; Basidiomycota; Agaricomycetes; Russulales; Peniophoraceae. The record is from the annotation of a GenBank genome assembly.